Mytilus trossulus (common blue mussel) is the source of this 1765-nucleotide messenger RNA. RefSeq names its product peptidyl-prolyl cis-trans isomerase FKBP7-like. NCBI's taxonomy places the organism in Eukaryota, Metazoa, Mollusca, Bivalvia, Mytilida, Mytilidae. Bases 58 to 1050 code for a protein of 330 amino acids. Gene Ontology annotation, molecular function: peptidyl-prolyl cis-trans isomerase activity; calcium ion binding. The transcript is spliced from 4 exons. The record is from RefSeq and is a predicted model, not a curated record.
CUAAACAUACCAGUUGGUUUGCCUCUAUGCCGUAAGCUCAAAAAGCCAACUUGUAACAUGAAAAACAGAUUGUUUUUUUUACUCUUUAUAAUAUCCACUGUUAUAUCCGUGGAAACAACAAAAAAUGGAACAGAAAAGAAGCCAGAAGUUGAAAUUGAAAAACUAUCACAAGUCGAAAAAUGUGAAAAGUUCGUCAAACCUACAGACUUAGUUAUUCUUGAUAUGGAUAUAUGGUAUAAAGUUGGUGCAACAGUGGAAAACAGUCGGUCAAAGGACGGAGUUAAAAUACCAUACACGCUUCAACUCGGGGAUAGAAAAAUGCCCAUAGCUGUGGAAAAUUCCAUCAUCGGAAUGUGCGUAAAUGAGCAAAGAAAAAUAACUGUACCACCUCAUCAUGCAUAUGGGCACAAGACUAUCAAGUUCCAAGAUGGAAGAAUUUUGACAGGGGAAGCAACCGUGAUAGUCGAAGUAAAGGUGAUACAGAUACUUAGAACUACUGAACAGGAAAUGCAAAACUUUUUUCAAAUACUUGACACCGACGAUAAUAAAGAGAUUGACCAAGAAGAGUUACAAGCUGUAAUUGAGUUAUUUGAGGCUGCUAUUGACAAAGACCAAUUUGAAAGAGAAAAAAUGAAAUCACUUCUGACUGCCUCAUUUAAAACCUUUGACAAAGAUGGAAAUGGCGUUAUAAGCGAAGAUGAGUUCUACAACUCCACAGAAGACAAAAGAGGGUUCCGCGAAGAAGAUGUACAAGUAAUGAAACCUUUACUAAAAGGAAUGAUGGAAAGAUACGCAAAACACACUCAAGACAAUCCACCAGAUGCUCCUUGUCCAACAUGUCCCGAAACAAUAGAAGAUUGUCCUCCUGUAUCGUGCGAGGACGAAGACCCAUCUGCUUCAAGUGGAUGUCCGGCUAAAACAACUGAAAAUGUAAAAGUGGUCAAACCCAAGAUUAAAUAUGUAAAGAAAAGAAGUAAGGAGUCGAAAUCAAACACGGAAAAGAAAGAUAGGAAAAAACAGGAAAAACAUGAUCCAAAAGACGAACUAUAAAUCUUUUGAUGUGCACACUAAAAGAGAAACAACUAAUUUUUUUCUUCAUUUUUUGUGUCUUUAAUUUGACUUUUUGUUAGCCUUUACAUCUCACACCCAUUUCAUUUUGAUCGAUAGAUAAUUACAAAAUGUAUAAAUAUCAUAUGCACCGUUAAAUAUUUAUGGUUCCGUAUAAUUUUUAAUAUAUAUUUCAGCGCAGCAUGUUUAGGUGCGCCUUAUAUAGUUUUAAAUUGAACAAAUUAUGAAUGUUUCCAAUUCCCUCUAUCUAGCUAUUUAAAGUUAAAUGUAAGUGACAGAAUAAUAAUUUUUUGGUGAAAGUUGAAUUGUCUUUCUAUGAAUCAAAGCAGAUUGCCAAAAAAAACCUUGUCGAUAAGAAAUGUGUAUAUCAUGUGUAUAAGUGUUUUGAACGACUGUAAAUUUUCAUUUCUUCGUUCUAUAAACACAAACUUAUUUAUUUUGUAAACAAUAUUUCUAUUCUCAACUUAAACUGUAAACCUUACCACACAAUUAUUUUCAUUUAUGCGUGUACAUUAUAGUAUACGGCGGGUUUUUAACUGUUCAACGUUUUUUUUAUUUUAAAUUAACAUUGCACAGCUAUAUGCUACUUGUGCCUUUUUUUCACCCCUCAUUUCAUUUAUUUUGUAUUUACAUUGUAUCAUAGAUCAAAUUUAUUCGUUAUGUAUAUGUUCAAUAGUGUGAAUAUUUAUUUUGAUGA